This is a messenger RNA of Scophthalmus maximus (turbot), 2250 nucleotides long. RefSeq names its product leucine zipper transcription factor-like 1 (gene lztfl1). The transcript has 10 exons. NCBI's taxonomy places the organism in Eukaryota, Metazoa, Chordata, Actinopteri, Pleuronectiformes, Scophthalmidae. Gene Ontology annotation, cellular component: cytoplasm. Gene Ontology annotation, biological process: negative regulation of protein localization to cilium. The record is from RefSeq and is a predicted model, not a curated record. The coding region runs from base 405 to 1301 and encodes 298 amino acids.
UGGACUUCCGUUGUCGCGACUUCCAUUAAACGGCUCUGGUCGUACGUAGCAGCGUUGAACGCACCUCUGAUUAAACGGCUCUGGUUGUACGUCGCAGCGUUGAACGCACCUCUCGUAACCAAGGAGAUGACGCUAUUCUCCGUUACCAAGGCAUUCUCACAGCAAACACUAGCUGUGUUAGCUAGGCUAGUCAGGACGGAUAAUCUUUUAGCCAUGCUAUAGCCUCUGCACAACGCCGGGCUCGUCACCGAGGGGAACUUUACAUUCGCUUGAGUUUGUUUGAAUCCUCGACCUCCAACUCGUAGUCUGUUCGCCGCGUGGCCCGAAGAGGCUGGAGAGGCUGAAGCACCUACAGUCCACACGCUAGCUCACCUAGUCAGGUUCACGUUAGCUGCACAGCCGCCAUGGCUGAGUUUGGGUUUAAUGAACACCACCAGAAUGAAGUCAUUAAUUACAUGCGGUUUGCACGUUCGAAGAGGGUCCUGAGGCUCAAGACUAUUGAUUCGUGCUUUGAGGAACUCAAAGAUAGCAGGCUGGUGGAGGAAACCUUCACAGUGGACGAGGUGAGAGAGAUGCUGGACGGGCUGCAGGCGGUGGUGCGAGGGGAGGUGGAGAUGGAGCUCAUCAACACUGCCCACACCAAUGUGCUGCUGCUCCGGCAGCUCUUCUCCCAGGCCGAGAAGUUUUACCUUCGACUGCAGAGUGAUAUCUCAGAGCUGGAGAAUAGAGAACUGUUGGAACAAGUGGCUGAAUUUGAGAAGACUGACUUUAAAUCCACUGACAAGAUCAACCAGGAAACAAGCAAACCUAAGUUAGCACCACUGAUUGAAGGUGGCGUGUCUGAACUUCUCAACAAGGAGAUAGCGAGACUACAGGAGGAAAACAAUAAGCUGAAAGCCAGGCUGCGGACUUUAGAAUCCCAGGCCAUGAGUGCACUGGACGAGAAGACCAAGGCAGAGAGAGCUCUGAAAGACCUUCACAAGGUGCAAGGUGAACAGCAGGUUGCUGCUCAGUUCCAGGAGAUCAACAGUCUGGAGGACACCAUGGUAGCUCUGAAAGAGGACUAUGAAAGGUCUCUUAGUGCCAAGGCUGCCUCCCAGAAGGAUCUGCAGGAGAACCUGAUGUCUGCCAAACACGAGCUGCUUCGAGUGCAGGAACAGCUAGCCUUGGCAGAGAAGGAGUUGGAUAAGAAGUUCCAGCAAACUGCAGCCUACCGCAACAUGAAGGAAAUCCUGACCAAGAAAAAUGAGCAGAUCAAAGAAAUAAGAAAAAGACUGCAGAGAUAUGAGCCCAGUGAAUGAGUUCCAUCCAGGACAGCUGGAUAAACAGAUGUCCAGGGGUGUGUAGGAGAGGACCAACAUUUAUUACUCUGGUUUGACAAGAAAUGAUCAGUUCCAAUACUGUACCAAGAGACACAGAAAAAAGCACUUCUAGGAGUAAUUGUUCAUUUAUGCUUUAUCUGGGAUCUACAGUAGAGUUGGAGCGGGGAGGUUGACAGUACACACUUCUGAAUUUCACCAAUGAAAUAGUAACAAAUGAUAGCCUUCUCCGUAAGAGCUCACUUUCAGACUACCGUCAGUGCUCUAUGCAAUUACUAUCAUGUCCCUGUUUGAAGAGGCCUUGUCCAUUUUCUGAACAGACAGAUACAUACUGUCUCAAAUCAGCUGUCAUAUCUUCUAUCAGAUGGAUAUGGGUAAUAUCUUAAUAUUCAGUAUUUAGUAUUAGGACAGGGUUAUUGUUUAUUGAUUUUAGUGGUCAAAAAACAAUCUAUGAGUAAGGGUUUUAAGCAAAGCCCAAGAUAGUUAGUUUAUUAUUAGUGGAGAGCUUCAAAGUCAUGCUUCUUGACCUUCUGAGAGCAUACUCGCUUUCCCUUUUUUUUUUUUACAAAACAUUUACUAGCAUAUUUCCAAUGACCUGACAUUCUGUGAAAGUGUGAUCAUUGAAAAUAUGCUGACUUUCUUGCAUUUAUUUUUCUCUGCUGUUGCAUAUUGAAUGACAUGGAUAGUGACCUAGAUUGAUUUCCCUACUUUGCUAAACAAAGGGCAUAGAAUAUUUUGUCUGGAAACUUUAACCUGUACUUUUCGUAUUGCUGUGGGAGAUGGAGUGUAAGUUAAAAAAAAUGAAAUAUAUACAUGAUGUUCAUGAAGUAAUGCUCUUGUAGAGUAUGAUACAUCAACCCUAUAUCACAGUAGAUGUGCAUUUGUUUGUAUUGUGCAAAGUAUAGGGUAAUAAAAGCUGUUACCAAAAAAA